Sordaria macrospora k-hell is the source of this 1206-nucleotide messenger RNA. The record is from RefSeq and is a predicted model, not a curated record. Lineage: Eukaryota; Fungi; Ascomycota; Sordariomycetes; Sordariales; Sordariaceae.
AUGCCCGGCCCCCGCUCAACCUCUCACAUAAAACAAUACACCCCCACGCAAUUCUCCGCCGCCAUAGCCGCCGUCUCCUCAGGUUCCCUGUCGAUUCGAAAAGCCGCCCAAGCGCACUCCAUCCCCUUCUCUACCCUCCAGCGGCACUUCCAGGGCACGCCGCAAGCCAAGCGGUCUUAUGAAACCUCCUCCCGAGAAAUGCAAAAACUGACCCCCGAGCAGGAAGAGAAUAUCGCCAUGUGGGUUCUUGCGCAAGAGAAUUUGGGACUGCCGGUGAAGAUGGAGGAUAUUAGAAGGUUUGCGGAUAGGGUUUUGGAGGUUGGGGUUAGGGAGGCGAAGGAGGGGGGGGACUACUACGAGGGGGGGAGGAAGUGCGAGGAGGAAGUCGCCGCGAGAGAGGCUAGAAGGAAGGAGUUGAAGGAGGGGUUGAGGGUGAAGCAACGGGCUGCUUCUUCUUCUGCUGGUACUUCUGCUGGUACUUCUUCUGGUACGGGUUCUGGUUCUGGUUCGGGCUCUGGUUCGGGUUCUGGUUCUGGUUCUGGUUCUGGAGCUGUUGCUGUUGGCAACACUCCCACGGUCAUCAACACCCCCACGCCGGCUGUUGCCAACGGUGUUGCAAACGGCCAGAACGGCCGCGCUGCUGCCCUCAUGUCUGGUUCAGCGCUGGUGCCAACGAGGUUCGCGCCGCAGACUCCUACACCCUCCACCCAUGCUGCCCCUGCCUCUCAACAGCAACAGCAACAGCAACAGCGACAACAACAAAAGAUUGUCACCCGCCGCCAAUCACCGCGUCAGCGCCAGCUCCAGCAGCUCCAGCUCCAGAAGCAGGUGGAGGAGAACGCUGAUGUUGACCCAGAGUUAAUGGAGCUUGAUCAGGACCAAAAUAAGAGCCAGGACCUAAAUCAAGCCCAAAACCAAGACCAACAAAAUGACACAGUCAUCAUGGAGGACGUCGGAAGUCGGGAUCAAUCAGACGAAGACGAGGACGAGGAAGCGCAAGAACAAGAACAAGAACAAGAACAAAAUGGCGGCGGCGAUGUUCAAAUUAAAAACGAAGCAGCUGGGUACGAAGACGAAGAAGACGAAGAAGAAGAAGAGUAUGAAGACGAGAACGAAGACGAGAACGAUUACGAAGACGAGAGCGAAGACGAUCAAACGCCCGAUCAACAGCUAUUGAUGGAUUCGCAGCGGUAUUCCAGGUUUUAA